AAAUUGUGUUUUUGUUUAGCGAUGAAGCGAAGCUACAGACAGACAGAGCGAGCUAGUCGAGCUUGGUUUGCUUCGUUUUUUCGAGCUAGAGACAGACAAUGAUACGUUUAUCAUAUUUCCAUCUAUAUGAAGAUAUUUUUUCCGCCCACUAAACUACGGAAGACGAGUUCAGUUAGAACUUGUGAAGCAAAGAAAUUGAGUUGCAGACAUACAAAACAAUGGACAGCGACCACACUCGUACCCAUUCAAGAUCAAGUGCAUCAAAAUCAAGAUUUUGUUUAGGUGUUGUCCUGUUGCUUUUAGUGGAUGUCAUUUGGGUUGCCUCUUCGGAAUUAAGCAGAUAUGUUUUCACGGAUCUUGACUAUGACAAACCAUAUCUGUCAACCUAUUUAAGUAUCUCAAUGUUCUCGAUAUAUCUGACUGGUUUUCUUAUUAUUCGAUCGUGGAGGAAGAAAUGUAUAAGAUGUGCAUGUGAUGAUUAUCCAGGACAAUAUCUAAUGAUUGGUGAAACAGACACUGAUACUGAUGAUGGUGUCGAUUAUCAACUUCAUCGAUCUCUGAGCAAACCAACUUAUGUGCCAGCAAAAUAUCCAUCAGAUUUAGAAAGUAGCGAUACAGAGCGGCGAUCAAAUGGUCACAGAGUUAAAUUUAAUGAUUUAAUGGAAGUAAGACAUCUUGAAGACACAUCGGCUGCCCAUAUAGCCAGGAUGUCAUAUUUAUCGGCAUUGAGAGCAAAAAUAUUACUGAAAAGCAGCUCUGGAAACCUAACAAUUGCUCAGAUUGCAAGAAUAAGUUGUGUAUUUGCUCUAAUAUUUUUUGCAGGGAACAUUGCCUAUCAAGAAGCACUUUCUAUCACAGAAGUUGCAGUUGUGAACGUUUUAUCUUCAACUUCAUCUUUAUUUACUUUAAUAUUAUCUGCAAUUUUUCCGUCUGAUGAAAGAGACAAAUUUACUUUAUGCAAAUUAUUUGCUGUUUUAGUCUGUAUUGGAGGUAUUGUCCUGGUAAGCGUAUCAGGUGGAGCAGAUCUGGGUAAAGCAGUAGAAGUAGGAGCAUUGUGGGCACUUGUUGGAUCUAUAUGUUAUGCAGUAUAUCUUGUUUUAUUGAGAAAAGUUGCUGGCGAUGAUUUAAAUGUUCCAAUGUUUUUUGCAUUUGUUGGUAUUUUUACAUUUUUAUUGUUGUGGCCUGGAUUACUUGUAUUACAUUAUACAAAAGUUGAAGUAUUUGAAUUACCUGAUAAACAAACUGCAAUUUACCUUAUUGUCAAUGGACUUGUUGGAACUGUAUUAUCAGAAAUAUUGUGGCUUUGGGGCUGCCUACUCACUACCUCUCUAAUUGGAACUCUUUCACUAAGUCUUACGAUUCCACUGAGUGUUGCAACGGAUAUUAUAAUACGAAAGGUUGAUUUCACAUGGAGGUUUUUCGCUGGUGCAAUACCUAUAUUUUUAUCUUUUAUAUUUGUUACUAUAUCAUCUACUUCUAAUAACAAUACAUCAUGCUGUUGUUGCAAACAAAAAUCUACUAUUUUAUCAGAGCAAGAAAUUCCACUCACAAGUUUGUCUAAUGAAGACGUAACAGAAAGUUAAAUUUUAUCAUAAGCAGUAUGGAAAUGUUUAUGAAAUUAAUAGUCUAUCCAAUGUUGCUUGGUUUGUUUUUGUUAAUAUCAAAUUUAGAGAUGUCCAUAUCCGAAUACUGAACUAUUCUAGAAUAACACUGAAAAAACAUUUCAAAUAUUGUUUGAACUAAAUUAACAGAGCCGUAAUAAUGCUGCAGGGUGUUUCAAUCACGUUAUUUCUCACCAUAUGUGAGUGAAAGGAACACAUGACACCAUGCCAAUGUUUGACGAAUUGAAAUAAUGCAUUGUUGAAAUGUUAGCAUCAUCCUGAAAGCAAAUUAUUUUUUGGAAGCUCUGUUAGCAUCGCCGAUUGUUUCCUUCGGCAUGACCUGUUUAUUUAAGGAAGUGACUAAUGGGGUCUCCGUGGCAAGUUUUGUGCACUCUUUAAGUUACGAUAAAGGACAUCCCUAAACUAUCAAUAUGCAUAAAACAAUAUUUUGAAUUCCAUAUCAAUGCAAAACACUGAAAUUGUGAUUCGUAUCAACUCCCCGUCAUAUGUGAAUUCGAAUAUGUUCUUUUUUUUUUAAGUUUCAAAAUACUUGUAACCUUAUUUUUUUACAUUAUAUUGUUUAUCGUGUGGGGAUCUUCAUUUUUCACAAUUUGAUUCUCUCGAAGUCAAGACUAAUGAUUUUUAGAUUUUUCAAAACAUACAUUGUAAUUUUCCCAUUAACUGUGAUCUAAAUACUCUGUGUCUUCAAGUUGACUAAAAUAAAACAAAUUUUGGAAAUGUUAACUCCAUGAACUCAUUUUUAUUUGUGUUUGGCGAAUGAAAACAUUCAAUUUCUUACCGUGGUCAACACUCCUUCUGUUAGCAAAGUUUUAUGUUGUUGAAUUGAAUUUGUAAUUUUAUGAUUUUUUUGCCUAAAUUGACCAGAUAAAUUUUGAAAAAUAUAGUGGAAAAUGAAACAUUAGUAAGCCAACAUUAUAAUUGUUUCUUUACUACUUUUAAUGUGUUAGGUUCUCUCUUUCUGUGUUUAAAUGAAUUACCUAUGCCAUCUAUGCCUUGUAAGAAGAGAUGCAGCCAGACAUUGAUGUAUCACACACAGAAAUGGGAAAUAAUCUUGCGUCCAACAGUAUUAUUUUAAAAUUGUCAAAUUGUUUAUAUUUUAUUGUAGAAUGAUAUAAUACAAUUACAUAUAUACAGAA
Molecule: messenger RNA, 2758 nt
Organism: Styela clava
Lineage: Eukaryota; Metazoa; Chordata; Ascidiacea; Stolidobranchia; Styelidae
Product: solute carrier family 35 member F5-like
Cellular component (GO): membrane
Source: RefSeq, a predicted model, not a curated record